AGCUCGGCGCGCCGGCGGCGGCUGCGACGGCGGCGGCCGCGACAGAGGCGGUUGAUGCGCUCGGUACUGGGGUCGCUGCCUGAGGCGCAGGCGCCGUGGACUCCGACCCAGCCGGGCCUCUGCUCGCUGUGGGCUCGUCAUGGCGACCGCGCAGAGGCCGUUCCACCUGGUGGUGUUCGGCGCUUCUGGCUUCACCGGCCAGUUUGUGACCGAGGAGGUGGCCCGGGAGCAGGUGGACCCGGAGGGGAACUGCCGCCUGCCCUGGGCCGUGGCUGGCCGUUCCCGGGAGAAGCUGCAGGGCGUGCUGGAGAGGGCUGCCCUGAAGCUGGGAAGGCCUACACUAUCAUCUGAAGUUGGAAUAAUAAUUUGUGAUAUCAGUAAUCCAGCCUCACUUGAUGAAAUGGCUAAACAGGCAACACUUGUCCUCAAUUGUGUAGGACCCUAUCGAUUUUAUGGAGAACCUGUAGUAAAAGCGUGUGUUGAAAAUGGCACUAGCUGUAUUGAUGUCUCUGGAGAACCUCAGUUUCUGGAACUAAUGUAUUGGAAGUAUCAUGAGAAAGCUGCAGAAAAAGGGGUUUAUAUCAUUGGAAGUAGUGGCUUUGACUCCAUUCCAGCAGAUCUGGGAGUAUUAUAUACCAGAAAUAAAAUGAAAGGUACUUUGACUGCUGUGGAAAGUUACCUAACUCUACAUUCAGGACCUGAGGGGAUGUGCUUUCAUGAUGGUACCUGGAAGUCAGCAGUUUAUGGUUUUGGAGAGCUCAGUAGUUUGAAAAAACUACGAAAGGAGUCAAAUUUGAAACGUGUUCCAAUUGUUGGUCCAAAAUUGAAAAGAAGGUGGCCAGUUUCUUACUGCAGAGAGCUCAGCAGCUACUCCAUUCCUUUCAUGGGAUCAGAUGUGUCUGUUGUGAAGCGGACUCAGCGUUAUUUGUAUGAAAAUUUAGAGCAAUCACCUGUUCAGUAUGCUGCUUAUGUAGCCGUGGGAGGCAUCACCUCUGUCAUUAAGCUGAUGUUUGCAGGACUUUUCUUUUUAUUCUUUGUGAGGUUUGGCAUUGGAAGGCAGCUUCUCAUAAAAUUCCCAUGGCUCUUCUCCUUUGGUUAUUUUUCAAAACAAGGUCCAACACAAAAACAGAUGGAUGCCACAUCGUUUACAAUGACAUUCUUUGGUCAAGGAUACAGCCCAGACUUUUGUCCCGAUAAGAACAAACCAAAUAUAAGAAUUUGUACCCAAGUGAAAGGACCAGAGCCUGGCUACAUAGCCACCCCC
Hipposideros armiger (great roundleaf bat) is the source of this 1264-nucleotide messenger RNA. It is a transcript of the gene SCCPDH, whose product is annotated as saccharopine dehydrogenase (putative). Lineage: Eukaryota; Metazoa; Chordata; Mammalia; Chiroptera; Hipposideridae. Gene Ontology annotation, cellular component: plasma membrane; lipid droplet; mitochondrion. The transcript is spliced from 11 exons. The annotation marks the transcript as partial. Gene Ontology annotation, biological process: glycolipid biosynthetic process. The record is from RefSeq and is a predicted model, not a curated record.